AACUAAUUGCUUCUAUGCUUAGUCAAUAAACAAUUAACUCAUUUCUCUGAAAGAAUCAACAUCAAGUGAAUUUCGAGUCCAAUGAUUGGAUCAUUCGGAUAAUCAGCUGUUCACUUUUAUUUGUUUUCUAUUUUCUUAUUGUUUAUCAUUUUCUCUUAUGAUUAUAUAGUCGUUCCAUUGUUUCCUGAUUAGUGGUUCUUAAUUAAUCUAAUAGAUGUAAUCAAUUUCUCUCCAGAAUUAACCCAUUCUGUGUUCAUCUUAUCUCAUGAAAGAUAAAUAACCAAUUCUUCAGGUAAGUAAGUGUUUACCUUUAAAUUUUAAUCCAAUGGAAGCAAGUGCCUCAGAAGUUAAUCCUUCUUUAGGAUCUAAGAAAAAAGAGAAAAGGAAAAAAGGGUCAAGACCUCGUUUCGAAGAGCCGACCGAACCUGGAUCAUCAAAAGAAACUCCUUAUUCUGGUGAUGAUCCGAGAGGAUAUGGAUUAGUAGACGAAAAGCCACCGCCCUAUUCGUAUGAAGAUCCAAGACCAACUGCCCCACCGCUUCCGUCAACACCAGCGACGGACAUACGAUUGUCCAUCCCCGAAGAUCCCAUUCUGAAAAGCAAGAAACUAUUGAUUCGUCAAUCAUAUGGACUUCUUGCCGGACAAUGGACACUUUUUUCCGGCCUAACGCUACUUCUUGUUGAAAUACCACAUUUACGAAAGAUUAUUCGUAAAAAUUUCUUCGACAAACUUUUCCUCACAUCUUCGUUCGGAUUUCCAUUGGCGAUACUUAUGAUUCUGCUUAUGAUAUUUCCUGCUCUUCGACGGCAAUUUGCAUGGCUCACUUUACUUAUUCUUACUGUUUCAAUGAGCUUAUUAUUAGCAUAUGUUGUCAGCGUUGAAAGCGCUCUGGCAAUGUUUUACACCACUUUGGGUGCUGAUGUUUCGUGUCUUGGUGUAGUUGGGACUACGUUUAUCCCUCGUUUUGACAUAUCAUCAUCUUCACCGGCUCUUCUUGGUCUUCCUGUUCUUAUGCUAUCGUCCAGUGCUACAGUUUCAUCUUUGACCCAUAUCAAGGUAUCGAAAUGGUUACCAGCAUCGUCGGUUGUCACUCUUUUAAUGUGUCACCUUGCCUACAACACGAGGUCAAUUUUCAAAGACAAUCGACUUGACCUUAAACCAAACGAAUAUGCAUUUGCUGCCUCUAAUUUAUACUUUAAUUGUGAUCUAGUUAAAUGGAUUAAAGGUCGGUCUCGUCGUCGUGAUUAUCGUCCAAUACCCGAAAUAUGAGCAAUUAAUUGUCAUAUACACAUUUGAAACUAAUAUGAUUUACUUAAAUGAUAACUUUUCAUAUUUAAUCAUAUUUAAUUUACUAAUUAGAUAUUUUCUCAAAAUUGUUGUCCAACCAAAUCAAACACAAAUCUAUUGAUUACCUUUGUUACAAUUCAAUUUAUUUUAGUCAAUUGUUUAUAAUUGAUACUUACUAUGUAAUAAUACAAUUGAAUUUAGCAUUUAAAUUAGUUAAUCGCUAA
This is a messenger RNA of Panonychus citri (citrus red mite), 1512 nucleotides long. Its product is annotated as protein lifeguard 1-like. The record is from RefSeq and is a predicted model, not a curated record. Bases 326 to 1270 code for a protein of 314 amino acids. NCBI's taxonomy places the organism in Eukaryota, Metazoa, Arthropoda, Arachnida, Trombidiformes, Tetranychidae. The transcript has 6 exons. Gene Ontology annotation, cellular component: membrane.